Molecule: messenger RNA, 1934 nt
Organism: Penaeus indicus
Lineage: Eukaryota; Metazoa; Arthropoda; Malacostraca; Decapoda; Penaeidae
Gene: Cdc37
Product: hsp90 co-chaperone Cdc37-like
Exons: 7
Coding region: 135-1187 (350 amino acids)
Biological process (GO): protein folding; protein stabilization
Cellular component (GO): cytoplasm
Molecular function (GO): protein kinase binding; protein-folding chaperone binding; heat shock protein binding
Source: RefSeq, a predicted model, not a curated record
UUCACAGAGGUUUAAGAAUCACCCAAAAGCAAAGGAAUAAACUAGAAAAUAAGGACCCAAGAGGUACGAUAUCCCAGGCCCAGGGAACGAGGUCUUCAGUUCUCCCGCAGCCUCGAGGGACGCAGGACACGACCAUGGUGGACUACAGCAAGUGGAAGGAUAUUGAGAUUUCUGAUGAUGAGGAUGACACUCACCCUAACAUUGACACCCCAUCGCUUUUCCGUUGGCGUCACCAAGCCAGACUUGAACGGAUGGCUGAAAAGGAAAAAGAGAAGGAAAGAUUAUUAAAAGAAAAGGAUGAAUAUGAGAAAAGAGUUGAAAAUUUAAAGAAGAAGCUACAGACCUCUGAUGGACCUGCAGAAUCUACAGAUAUGACACAAUUAAAGGAAGCAUUGAAAGAGUUGGAGAAGAAGGGACAACAGCUGAUAGAACACGAAAAAGAAUUAGAAAAGAAGGAUAGGCUUGAACCUUGGAAUGUGGACACAAUUAGCAAAGAAGGUUUCACAAAAACUCUCAUCAACAAAGACAUGGGGCGAAAAGAUGAAAGUCUGAGCGAGGAGGAAAAAGAGAAAAGAAUGAAAGAAUUUGUCAAGAAGAAUGAAGUCGAGAUAAAGAAGUAUGGCAUGUUCAGAAACUACGAUGAUUCUCGAAGAUAUCUAAUGGAACAUCCACAUCUAGCAUGUGAAGACACUGCAAAUUACUUGGUGGUUUGGUGCAUUAACUUGCAGAUGGAAGAGAAAACUGAACUCAUGGCACAUAUAGCACAUCAGACUAUUUGUAUGCAGUUUAUUUUAGAGUUGGCCAAACAACUUGAGAGGGAUCCACGAUCAUGUAUCUCUGCCUUCUUCCAUAGAAUCCAGCAGGCAGAACCUGAAUAUAAGAAGGCUUUCCAAGAUGAGCUUGAUGGCUUUAAGGAUCGUGUAACAAAGCGUGCCAAGCAAAAGAUGGAGGAAUUGAUUAAAGAAGCAGAAGAGGAAGAGCGACAAGAAAGACUUGGACCAGGAGGACUUGACCCCAUUGAAGUGAUGGAGUCUCUCCCAGAGGAAUUACAGAAAUGCUUUGAGAGUCAGGAUAUUGAGCUGCUUCAGAAGACUAUAGAGAAAAUGAACCCAGAGGAUGCUGCCUAUCACAUGAAGCGGUGUGUUGACUCGGGUCUAUGGGUUCCUGAUGCCAAGGCUGCAAAGUAGAACGGUGAAGCAAUCAGCAUAUGUUGGUGAAGAAGAAUGUUAUUUCAUUCUUUUAUUCCAGUAUAUUGAUAAUUUUGUUCCCAAGUUCAGCAGAACAGAGAUGGAUUGAUGUUCUUAAUUGUAAUUGUUAUUUCAUAGCUCUUUGUUUUCCUAGUCACCGUGUAUUGUUUUAAUGUGUCAGAUCUUGACCUGUUAGAAAGAAAAUCAAGUGGGAGAUGUACUAGAUGCAAUUCAAUAACAUAAAAAGUUACCAACAAAAGUUACUAUUUUCACAGGGUCAAAAUCAAGCAUUUUAUGAAGAAUAUAGCACAAGGAAAUAUUGAUCUAAAUGUUUCAUCACUAGCAUAUGUUGGUCUGUAUUGGUCAGCAGCAUUAAAACACUUUGCCACUAUUCUCUAGCUUAGACAAUUUAGAUAAAAAAAAACAACUGAAACUGGACUUCAAAGAUAUGGAUUUCAAUUCUUACACUUCAUCUGUAUGACACUAACAUUGCGAUCCCUUUUAUUGUAGAAAUAAAGCUUUACUUGCUAUUAGUUAAUAGUGGUAUUACAGUUAAAGAAAAUGUUUAUUUGUUUAUUUUAUAUAGUUUUAAAAAAAUUCUUGGUGGAUCAUUUUAUUUCCCAGACAUUGCACUGUAAAUGAUGUAUAGAAUGUCCUAAAUUAUAAUUUUAGGACUUCAUAAUGUAAUCAGUUUGAAUGAAUAAUCAUUAAUGUUAUGUAAAUGAAAAAUAAAAGUAAUUAAUUUUA